AUGCUAAUUCUUGGCUCUGUUAGCCUCGAGUACCACAUCAAGUGGAAGAUGACCCUCGAUCUUGAAGCCGUGAAAGACGGCGGUCUCCAGAUCAAAUCCACGUUCGAGGGACCCAGCAUCGAAGCCAAAAAGAAUACUCUUAAUGGCCUUGAGGAAUAUAAGGAAUACACGAUGAAAUCCGUCGAAACCGCCAUGAGGAACAUGGAUGACCUCCGUAAAGCCCUUGCUGAAGAUUUGCAAGGACAACAAGGACUUUGCUUGCCCGCUGGGGGUGUCUUCUAUUUCAAGAAUCCCAUUCUUGGCCACAAGGGAGAUCUGAUUUGUUCGAUCUCCUACAACAAUACCCCUGCAAGAAAGGCAUUCAAUCCAAACUCAGGCGUCAUUAUCAAUGAAAAUGGCAAGGACCAAGAACAAAUCGCUGGUGGAAAUCGGGCAGCUCUUCCUAAACCCCCUGGGGUCCAGCAAGUCCCCAAAUGA
Penicillium canariense is the source of this 477-nucleotide messenger RNA. RefSeq lists its product as uncharacterized. The coding region runs from base 1 to 477 and encodes 158 amino acids. The transcript has a single exon. Lineage: Eukaryota; Fungi; Ascomycota; Eurotiomycetes; Eurotiales; Aspergillaceae. The record is from RefSeq and is a predicted model, not a curated record.